Molecule: messenger RNA, 6853 nt
Organism: Numida meleagris (helmeted guineafowl)
Lineage: Eukaryota; Metazoa; Chordata; Aves; Galliformes; Numididae
Gene: MSANTD3
Product: Myb/SANT DNA binding domain containing 3
Exons: 3
Coding region: 284-1105 (273 amino acids)
Source: RefSeq, a predicted model, not a curated record
AAGCGUUCAAGGCUGGGUGGGGCUUUGGACAGCCUGGUCAAGUGGAGGAUGUCAGAGGGGCUGGAACUAGAUGAACUUUAAAAGUCCUUUCCAACUGAAACUGUUCCAUGAUUCUGAAUUCAGAGAUCUGGAUGUGGAUGUGGGCUCCCUGCUCUGGGUGCCCCUGCCAGAGCAGGGGUUGGACGAGAUGCACCCAGAGGAGGGCCCUGCCAGCCUCAGCCAUGCUGUGAUUCUGUGACCUGUACCUUCAGAGAUUUCUGGCUUCUUGGAGAAACAGUAGAAAAUGCAAAACGAAAUAAUAAAGCCUGCUAAAUACUUCUCGGAAGUGGAGAAGAGUGUGCUGCUUGCACUAGUGGAGAAGUACAGAUAUGUACUUGAGUGUAAGAAAAGUGAUGCAAGGACUAUUGCCCUGAAACAACGCACCUGGCAAGCACUAGCUCAUGAAUAUAAUUCACAGCCAAGCGUAUCUCUGCGAGACUUCAAACAGUUAAAGAAAUGCUGGGAAAAUAUCAAGGCACGGACAAAAAAGAUAAUGGCACAUGAAAGGCGGGAGAAGGUAAAAAGCAUUAGUCCACUUAUAAACACUCACAUCAUAGGGAAGGAGAAGAUUGCCAGCAUAAUGCCUGAGCAAAUAUACUUUUUGCAGAGCCCACCAGAAGAAGAUUCUGAAUAUCAGCCUGAUGCUUCUAGUCAAGAGUCAUUUGUUGUCUCAAAUAGAGAACUCUGUGAUGAAGAGAAAGAGCUGAUACAUUUCCCAGUGUGUGAAGGUACCUCCCAGCCUGAGCCUUCGUGUUCUGAUGUCAGAAUAGCAGCAGAUAAGAACUACAGAAGUAAAGCAUCUCAGGAAAGUGCUCUGAAAAAGAUGCAUGAGGAAGAACAUCAUCAGCAAAUGUCAAUUUUGCAACUGCAGUUAAUCCAAAUGAAUGAAGUUCACGUGGCAAAAAUACAGCAAAUAGAAAGAGAGUGUGAGAUGGCUGAAGAGGAACACAGGAUAAAAAUGGAAGUGCUAAAUAAAAAGAAAAUGUAUUGGGAGAGAAAAUUGCAGACCAUCACAAAAGAAUGGCCUGUAUCAUCCUUUAACAGACCCUUUCCUAAUUCACCAUAGAACAUAAAGCGGCAGAGUUAAUCUGACUGAGCACGUUUAUAAGUAAUGCACACUGGAAAGAGGGUUUCUUAAUGUGAAUGUACAGUGACAAAAUAGGUGCCCAGCUGAUAGUGAACACGCUUUGAUUCUUAACAUUUAUGGCAACAGUGGUAGAGUCUACCAGGGGUUAGACAGUAUUGUUCGAUUGUAGGUAAUUCUGACCUGUGUAACUUCCCCUAGCAGAAUACCCUAGCAUCCUUUCGGAAUUUAAGGUAUUCUGGGCAUUCAUACAUUGAGUAUUCUUAAAAAAAAAAAAAAAAAGUUUUGAACAUCAGGUUACAGUGUUUAUUUUGAUUUCUGUCUCUUCAUAUCUACUGUUUCCUGAAUGAAGGCAGGGGUUGGAAUUGCUCUCCGCUAUUGAGAGACAAGGUGAUUAACGAUGUUGCUCAGAUUGGUACACUGGGGCACAGAAAAACAAAACAAAACUUGUCCUCGGUUAAUAUACAGUCCCUAACCCAUUCUUCAUAGAAGAUGUGAAAAUGAAGGAAGUAGCAAAAGGAACACUGUGGUAAUUGAGUGCUUUGCUUGUGAAGAACAACAGUGAUGUUUUCUAGCUGGCUGGCUGACUGAGAGAGUGGUUGUGGAGUGGCCCUCAUGUUCUGUGAGCCUUGACCCUUAUGAAGUUGUGAAGAAGGUGACAUCUUCCGCAAAAGCCACUUGUCCUCUCCUUUCCAGGACUAUCUCGUAUUCAAGUAGAAUGCUGAAAUAGGAGGGAUGCAUGCUGCUGCCAAUGCUGUGUGCUGCUCCCCUGGAGUCACUGUGAGGGGAAGAGCUACUUAAUUGUUCAUAAAGCUCUCAAAAUGUGGCAAGCCACCUAAUCCAUUGGCAAAAUCUCCCUUUGUCUCCCCAUGAGAUACUUGAUGGUUUAGCAACUAACUAGCUACAAAAAAAAAAAAAGGCUAAGUAAGACUUGUCCUCUUUUCCAUAGUUUUGGGUGGGAAGCAGUGAAAAGGGGUCAUUCCUGUCUUGGAGUUCUGUUUUAUUCUGUUGUGUGUGUUACGGUGAUGUAUUUCUUGCCUUUGCUGUCACUGAGGGCUGAUGGACAUGAUUUGUACAAAAACAUUCCCAUGAAAGCCCCCACAGUUGGGGGCCCAGAAUAGUAGAUGGUAGGGAAGCACAAAUAAAGAUAAUCCUUCCUCCAGCCAAUCAUUCUAGUGGUGCAAGGAUUAAGAAAUGUCAAACACAGAACUCCACAAAGAUGCGUAAGAACUCCUGAUGUGUGAAAAACUGUUUUGUAGGAAGGUGUACAACUAUCAUUUGAAGCAGUGAGAAAAAUGAACGAUAGCAUAAAUUUUCAGUGAAAAUCCCAAGUAUUCCAUUGUUCUAAAGUAUUUUCAGGUCACAAUGAAUAAAGGCACAUCCAGACAGAUAGUAACAUAUUCAAGUUGAGGUAUGGUACAAAACAUCCUUUUCUUCCCAGCUGCACUCCUGUUUCUUCCCUGGAUGUUCUUUCUGGGGCAAUUUGUUUUGGUAUUGGUUUUGGUUUUUUUGGUGGAUGGGUUUUUUUUCCUCCUUUGAACUGCUUUCCCUGCUGGUGAUUCAUCUUUGCAAGCACUGCCAUUAUCAACCACAAUGCUCCCAGUGGUUAACACUGUGGUACAUGCAUUGCUUCCUUCAACAUGCAAAUACCAGCAAGCGCAGUGGGAGUGAUUUAUCACAACUUGUUUUAUAUGACACGGGGGAAAAAAAAUAAUAAAGGCAGUUUUUGCAGAGCUGCUGCAAGAUAAAAAAAACAAGAAAGAUCAUAUAUGAAAUCUGAAGGCAUCUUUUUUUUUUGUCUGGAAACUCAGCUUUCUAAUAAAUUGGCUGUGCGAAAGAAGCACAGGACUUCCAAAAAGGGAGAUAAUUAUGGACACUUUUUUUUCUGCUGAAUGGAAACAGUACUGCAAGGUAGGACAAUGAUGUACAACGAUAGUAGAGGCAAAGGAAAGAAGUGAAUGGUAGUGAGGACCUUCGUAUUUUGGGGUUGUACUCUGUAGCCUGGAAGGUGAGUCAGUUAUUUGAGUGGUUAUGGCAAUUGCUUAGGCACCAUCCAGAAAAGGGAAACAAAAGACAUUUCUCUUAACCAGUGACAGGAUUCCUUCCACUCUCCUCCUAAGUGAAAGUUGUUUGAAACUCUGGCACUGAAACCAUGUGCACUAAGGUGUCAAAAGGUGACGCAUGGAGACAAUUCAGUGUUAUGAAGAGAGCAAAAAUGGAGAGAGAAUUCAGGCCCAGACAGCAUGAAGUAGUCCAGGAAGAAUCUGGUGAUACUUGAGAUAAGGUAGUCCUCACUCCUAAUAGUUACAAUGUUCCUCAUGAAAGAUUGCUUUAUUUUUGUAUUAAAGUCGUUUAAAGUAUGCAUGUUUUCAGACUGUACUAAGUGGGAAAUGCCUUGCAUUUGGUAUGUAUACUUACUUUGAACCCCAAAGUUACAGUUCUUAGGCUGAAAGAUGCAACCUUUUAAUUCAGCUUCUACCUGAAAGUAAAAUAAUGGAAGAAAAAUUAGAAAGAACCAAAAUGAAGAGAUGAAAGAAAGAAUGAUCCUUAUAUACACAGAGGAAGAAUGGGCAUGUCACACCUGAGCUAGAUGAUACAAGAUGCUGCUGUGGUGAGCUUACUGAUGAUGUAGGCUUUUGCUUUCCCUUCUGCUUGCUUUCGCUUCUGCACCUAAAGGCUUUAUAAAGUAACUGGUUCGGUAGAGUUCAAAUUACUUGAGAAAAGUGCCUUUUUUUUUUCCCCCAGUUACACUGGAUUUGAGGUUUGUCAGCCAUCCCAGACAGUACGUCCAAUUGUUCCUCACCCUUUUUUUCUAGCUUACAUCAUUCAGAUACUUCCACAAAAUUCUGUUUUCCUGUUAAUCAUUUGGCCAAGCUACGUAGACAUUUUCGCCAGCUUCUCCAUAGAUAAAAUAUGACAGUAUCUGGUAUAAAUCUUUUUUAUGUGCAAUUUUUUUCUUUUGCAUUUAUUUCCUACAUCUGCAUUCUCCCUUAUUAAUUUAACCAGAAAUACGUGCAGGAGAUUUAAUCCGGAGUUACAUGUUUUGCUCUCUUCUUUCUCUUGCCCAGCUUGCCUGUAUCACAGCAUCUGAGCUUGGAGUGGGUGUUCGUCAUGGUCAUCUUCAUCCGCAUCCACAUUAAGCAUGGCCACCAAGCCUUUCCUACACUGCUGCCCACAUAUUACCUCACAGUACCUCAUUUCCAAAGCUCUAUCACUGGAGCAAGGGAUCUUGCUGCUUACCACAGACCCUCUCCAUGAAGUUCCUUCCUACACAGCAGGGAUGCCUUUAGCCAGGGCUACACACCCAGCACUCCCAUACAUUUACAGGGGUCCACACAAGGGCAGGCAUCACUCAGCACUUGGUCUGCAGGACUCAGCUGUCUCAUUGCAAAAUGUAAGGCUUGGGGCUACGUUAGGUGAGUUACACCACAUCUAGUGCAGCUGAGGAGGUAGUCCUGAAUUUUGUUUAAAGAUGAGUUAUCUUUGCGUGUUUGCAGUACUAAAUGUUAGCAGUCUCUCAAAAUUUUUUAACUGGUUGUAGCUACAGUGGCUUUUACAAUGUGUCCUCUUCCUUCUUCCACUCUCAGGCUUUAAUGUUUCUCGUUUAUUCUGACUUUGUGGUCACAGCUUCAUACCUAUAUGAUAACACUGAAAUCGUAAACUCUGACACAUUUAAAUAUUGUUAUUUUGGAGGUAGGUGAAUUACAUGGGAAUCUUAAAAUAAUAUUUUUCUUUAGGCAAGUGAAGUCCAUCACAUGUAGUUCUGUGAUUUUGUAUUUUGAGCUUGUUUGUUCAAAGCUGUUUUUAUGAUGCACUGAUGCACCUAAGGCUUUUUUUUUUUUUUUCAUAAUUGGGUCCCUUUUCACUUGACUUUUCAUUUUCUUCUCAAAGCAGUUAAAUGUAAAGCUCACACAUCGUUGCUCUUCCUGAACUUUGUCUCCAGUUAGAUAUUCAGAAAUGUUUCUGUGCAAAUUAGUACUGAUGUGUACUAAAAUUAAUACAUUUAGACUAAUAAAAUAAGCCAAGUAACAAGAUGAUAGGAUAAUGUGCAGCAACUGUUAAUAUAAUUUAAAAAUCAUUAUGCGGGGAAGCUCUGUACAUCUGAUGGAAAGAAAGAAAGAAUACAGUUUGUUGCCAUCUGUAAGCACAGAAAAAUAAUAUCUUUUUACAAUGAAAGCAAGCUUCAACCUCUGUAUCUGGUAUCAGAGAAUAACUUUUGGGCUGCUGAUUUAAAGGGGACUUUGCUUCAUAGAGUUUGUUUUUUGUUUUGUCACAGAAUUACACAAAAAAAAUGUUGAUUGCCUUAAACGCAUUUAGAAAUAUGGACAGAUUUCUGGGUAAUGAAACAAAAAACUCCUAGCUGUGGCCCUGAGAAUUUUGCUGUUCUGGUGAUGAAGGGAUUAGGCACCCCACAACACCAUUUGUCAUGUUAAUAACACUGAACAAAUUAAAAACUUGCAAAGCCAAAAAUAAAAUAAAAUAGAAUAAAAUGCUGGUACAGUUACAGAAGUGAGGACAGCUCCUGGCUGUCCUAAAAGAGAACUCUGUCACAUACAUCAGAGAAUUCCGCCACACGGUCUUCACCUUUCCUGUUAAAACAGCCACAGGAAAAAGAAAAUCAGUGAAAAAGAAUUCAUCAAAAAUCUGUUGCUUCACCAGAAGGGCUGGCAAGAAAAAAAACUACCCUAUAUAAAUACAUAUAUUUAGGGAAAGAACUCUAAUGUAAUAGAAAUAGAGCACAAUAGAUUUUUAGACAGUCCUUAAUUAAAUAAUGUGUUUUUAAAAAAAAAAAAAAAGUUGAUUGAGUGUGUGUUUUCCAUUUGUUAUUCAGUCCAGCUGCAGAAUAGUUGUGUGCUUCAGUUUCUGACUGAGUGCUGGGGCACCUAAUUAAUCAAACUUGUUUGGCAACAGAGAAGUAAGUUUGCAUUCAGCAUGACUUGAGAUGGAUUAUAUUCCAGCAGCCUUCAAAUAUUUCUUCUUGGAUAUAAGGGGCUGUUCUUGGACAGUCCUCAAUCAGGAACUGGCAUCAGAUGCCAAUUUAGUUGUAACUCACUAUUCAUACAGCGCUAAUGAGGUGACAUACAUAUAAGCUCCUCAUGCUCUGCCUAUUCUUUGGUCACGCACAAAACCCUUAUCUUUCCUUACAGUUACAUCACGGAAUGUUGUACUGAGCAACAAACAGACCUGAUGUUUCUCCUAUAUAAAUGCCUGCUAUGCAUUCUGUGCCACAGUGUACUGCAGGCAAAAUCUGACUUCUGUUGGGUUUUGGACUUUGAAAAUUUUGACCUGUUAUCCUCACUGAAUUUUGCUUAAAAUCACUUUCUCCUAUUAGACACCUUUGUAUUCCUACAGAACUGCCCUUCAACUCAAUGAAACUCUUGGCUUUAUAGCUUCUAAAUACCAAGCCUAUGGACUGUACAAAGUCUGAAUUGACAUGCACGUGAUAAAUUCCAUUUAUCUGAAAAAGACCUUGUACAUACUGUCACAUACUGAAACUCCAAAUACAGACUAGGAGGUGAUGUGAUGGAUUUGGUAUUUAAACCACCACUGAAAUUUUGGUAGGUUGGGAGUUAUCAGAGUUAUCACUGCUGACCUAAUACGGAGGUUUGACCUCUUGACUGCAAGAACAACGAUGUCCAAUCCAAAUAUUGCCUUACCUCAAACUUUCUAUCUAAAAUGAGGUGUAAUGAGAAAUUCUUGCCAAAUAAAGCAACAGUAGUUUCCAAAAUA